Messenger RNA from Eupeodes corollae, 4698 nucleotides. RefSeq lists its product as uncharacterized. The transcript has 2 exons. The record is from RefSeq and is a predicted model, not a curated record. Lineage: Eukaryota; Metazoa; Arthropoda; Insecta; Diptera; Syrphidae. The coding region runs from base 127 to 4698 and encodes 1523 amino acids.
CUGGUUUAUAUUUUCGAAACAGAUCAAGUGACAAAUAAAAUUAAUAAAUUUACUUCUUGCCUACAUAAAUACUAUUAUUGAGUAUUGAAGAACCGAAGUUUCCCUUUUAGAAAUCUUGGCUUGAAAAUGAAAUGUUCUAAGCAGACCUCGCCUGUUUAUAAGGUGAAAUCAAGCGAUUUCGGAAUUCCACAAAUAAUAACAACUAAACCAAAAUUCCCUAAAUCCACCUCAUACAUUUCAACUUCAAGUGAUAAAUCACCCAUAAAUGCCUCUUUAAAUGAUCCCACUCAUGUAAGUACAUCAAGAGUUUUAGAUGAUACAAGGCAUAGAACAUCCGUUAAAGCGACUCGCUUGCAAUUUACCAAGCUAUGCGAGGACAGUGCUGUGUUCGGUGCUCCCCCUUCGUUUAUUGGAAAAUGUCCAGGACAAGAAAUAAAACAAAAGUUCAAAUUAACAGAAGAUCCACGCAAACGAUUCUGUUUGAGAAAUCCCCAAAAAAUUCAUUACAAACCUAAAUCACAGCCUUUGGAGUUGGCCAAAAUUAGGGAACUUGUAAAGACCGCAGAAAACGUUGUAUCAGAAUCACACUCGUCUAAUUCUAGCAUUUGCGAAGUCAUAGAUUUAGCAAAUCCAUUUGGUUUGGAUUUCCAGGGAACUGACUUCAAAAAUACGUACGAACGAGAUGAGCAGACUUGUCAAAAUGAUCUCGAAUACCAGAAGGUAAAGAGAUUCCACCGCCGACGUAAUGUUCAAUUUGAAACGGCCCAAAUUAUUGAGAUCGAGCAGAAACUUGAGAGAUCAGCUAUUCCGAAGCGUUUUAUUGUAAGUAGUUCUUCGGUAAAAGCGAAGCCUAAGUUGCGUCUAUCGAAGCUAAUGGGAGAGAAGAAGCAACUGCUCGUUCGAUCCGAGCAAAAGCCAGAAGUUUUAAAGAAGCUCAAAGAAGAAGAUGAAAGGCGAAAAGAACGCUACAAACAGUUGCAUUUUAAAAAGAAGUCUAAAACUGCUAAAAAACACGAAGAAGAAGUUCAAGCUGAGAAAAUAGCUACCGAAGAAAAAGCAAUGCUGCUAGCCAAAAAGGAUUUUGACGAUUUUUUAACCAAACUCGAUGGAAAUGUCGUCCCAAAAGUGAUUGACUCUUCAAUGUUUUCCCAUAAAAAAGGAUAUCCUCAUAACAUAUCGGAGGCAAGAAAGUUCAAACAUGAUAUGAAAAAGUCAAAGCGUAUUCUCAUAGAACACGCUAAAAUCAAAGAACAUCUCUUAGAAGAAAUGGGAAGAUAUAAAAAAAUACCUGAAAGUCGGAUUGAAAUCAGUGCUGAAUCCAGUUCGCCAAGCUGUCAGAGCAUAGAGCAAUCUUCAAAUGAUGAAGAUGAUUUGGUUGUAGGCAAAAAAGAAAGCAAAUUUCUUCUGCGUGGAUAUUGUUAUAGACAGGGUCCAAACUUGAGAGGUAAAUUCCAUCAAAAUGAGACCGGUGCAAUGCACAGGAAGGUGAAAGGUUGUAUUACCAGAAAUGAAUGGUUUGAAUCAUUAGUUCUGAAGAAAACUCAAAGAAAGAAUGAAAAAGACGGUGACGAGAUGACCCUUUAUCCUCCCGAACUAGGCUUAAAAGAAUUUCACACUAAAAGUGCUAUACAAGAAUUUCGCCAAAAGCCGUUGGGAUGCCAUUAUGAUCGUAAAACUUUUAAGAAGUUGCAUUUUAAAAAGCCCAAGACCUUGAAAAAGAAGAAAUUUCAUUUAACUGGCUUUCUGUAUGGAAAAGUUUCGAAAAAAAAACCCCCAAAGUCCAUUACUGAUCGUGGAAAUUACCUCAAGGGUUUCACUAUGGAUUUCAUAAGAACAAAAGUAGAUAAGGAAAAAUCGAAGAAGAAAAUGGAGAAAAUUAGGAGAAUGCGAUACCUGGGGAUAUCACAUCCUGAGGAGAAAAGUUCCAAAGUAAAAUCUUUGUGCGCUGCUGAAUCCAACUCUGGUUCCUCUGAAUGGGUACCUGAUGAUGUAACGGGCAAAAAAAUAGCAUCCAAACAUAUUGAUCUGCAAGCUAGAGGAAAUAUGCCUGCACCAGAAUAUCGAGAAGCAACUCUUCGUCAGAAUCCAAGUAAUUCAAGGGACUAUCAAAAUUUAAGAAUUCCCUCUUCUCUUCUUGAUGAAUUUGUGCGAAGCAACCACAUUCCUGUAUUGAGAAAGCCGCGGAAAGACCAAAAGAUUCUCCAAAAUAUCAGAAGUGUAAAAGACACAGAAUUUGCAAAGAAAUUUGAUGCACGUCAUCACCACGACCACUGGGAUCCAACUGAACACAAGACUAUUAACGUUCGAUAUUCUAGAAAGAUCGUUAAACCCAAAGUUCUUGAUGAACAAUCUGAGGUCAUUAAGAAGAGAAGUAAAGUGUCGGGAACUUUUGACAAAGCUCGACCAAGAGGAAGUGAUGUGGAUAAAAUAGAUUUUCCGAUGCCGAAGCUUAACAUCGAUGAAAUAAUUGAGAAGCAUGGAAGCAAGUCCAAAGACCUUCUUAGAGAUAAACAAACCAAAGUAAAAGAGAUUCGCCACUCCAAAGACUUGCCUAUCCAUAGCCUGGCAGAAGACGAAUUUCAAGAAUUUCCCGGUCGAGAAAAAUUUCUUGAAUUUAUAGGUGAAAUAAAAUCAACCAUAAAUAAACGUUCGGAAAAAAUGGUGACCGAUGAACUGGAAAUAGAUAAAAGCACCUUAAUAAAUGAACUGAAAGAAGACCUAUUGAGCAUAGAAUCCUGUGUUACAUCACUGAGCUCCUCAGAAUGUACAAAUUUAUCAAUGAAUAGUGGAAGUUUCCUAAUAGCCGCAGACAAGAAAGUUCCUAUGGACUACUUCCGAAAGCCAAUUGUGCCCUUUGAAGAAAUGGUUAGGCGUCCUAUCGAAGUAGUACCCAUUGACUCCAGUAAAAAAGAAAUGAAUCCAUAUCGGACUGUUCCGUUCGCUGGUCAGCAUCUGGAACAGGUCUCCAUUUCAGUAGGAAAAGAUAACUUCUUCACAUUUAACACACGACUAAGAAAUGGACUGAGACAGCGUCUUGAAGUAGAAUCAAAAGAUCGCAAAGUCAAGCUACUUGGGCCGAAAGAAGGGCCAAAAGCCCCCGCUCAGGUAGCAACGGACAUCGAUGCACUGUAUAUUGAAGACCUUAAGAAUCGGCCGCCUUUAAAAUUAUUCAAAUGGAACUCUUGCCGCACCAUGUUAAAAGACGCACUUCGCAAGAAAUUUGAAUCGAUGCUGAUCCAAGGUGAAAUUGUUCGGACAAAAAUUAUCGAAAGUCGGAACGAAGAGUACCACGAGCAGUUAAUGAAGUCAAAGCCAUUGUUUGAAAAAUUAUUUGAAAAAUGGGAAAAGAGAGAGCAAGCAGCUGCAAUGGAGGCUGUUCGCAAAAUCCGGCCAUACUACGAAGCAUCCGAUGUCUAUCGGAAGAAAUUUGAAAAGUUAAAUAAGCAAUUUUCAGUUCUGAACAUUCAAAUCAUUUGUUUAGAACUCGAAUGGUCACGUAGAACCAUUCUGCAGAACUUCCAUUACUUGUUGGCCGAUUUAGAAUGGCGCAAAGAACAUGAUUGGAUCCAUCGAAACGCCGACGGAAGCUUAGAAAGCUUCGAGGAGUCCAUUGCAAAGAGAAGCGUAGUAAACAUUCGUAAGAGGAUCAAGGACGAUGCAUGGGCUGUUAAGGAAUACUUUGAUGAGGUGUUUCUAAAAAACCCGCACCCAGUGAUUAUAGUUUUUAAGAACGCAACAGAAUUCAUCAAUGGAAUCGAAAGUCUCAAAAAUAAAACUUUCGUUCUGCUCAGAGAAUUGCACUAUACACUAUGGAUCUCAGCGGAGUUGGAACAAAAAUAUCAAGAACUAAGCGAUUGGUGUACCAUUGAACUUGAAUCCAAGAAGAAAUACGGAGAAAAUAAAUGCGCCAAUAAAUACUUUAUGGAGAAUCGAGCUACAAAGUUAAAGCACGAAAUGAAGGUCCUUCUAAAGGAUCCGAUUAAGAGAACGUUUGGAUAUAAGCUAUUGUGUGAAAUAAAAGGGGUCAGCAAGGAAAUGUACGCGGCCAUAGUCCCAACGGCCGAUCAAAUGGAUUUGCCCGUUUUGGAGCAGGUUGCUGCAAUAUCUGAUGUCUUGCACGGACUCAUUGCAAAACUUGAGGACAUUCCAGUCGACAAACGUAUACGAGUUGAGAAAAAACACCGUCGGCUACUCGAAUACCGUCGCAACAUGUCCAAACAAGCUGUCCUCGUUGAACGGCGAAUCGAAUCCGAAUUGGUUAAGGUUCAACGCAACAUGGCACCUGUUUUUCAAAAGCCCAAACGGGUAGGUAACCUUCAGCGUUCAGAGUUAAAGAAGAUGGUUCAUUUUAAACACAAGGAAGUUAAACAAAUAUCAGAUGAAACAAAAUUAUUCUAUGAAGGUGGUCCCAAGGACCAAACGGAAGUCCGUAAGAGUUUGAAUGUGAUCGAUGGCAUGCAACAGUCAGUUGUUCCUUUCUAUUUUGAUCACUUUCUCAUAAUCAAUGGCUAUCAACCAUGUUACGACUUUAAAACUCAAAUAGAAUUAAAUGAUGGACCUGAAAUUGACCGAUUGCAUGUGAAGAAGUUGCUGCCAGAGGUUACGGACAAGUUGGAGAAAUGGCAAGCAAUGCAAAAGAGAAUUAUGGAAGAGAAUAUCAGUAAAAAUCCACAAAUGUAUCAGAACGUUCGAGUAUGA